AUGGCUUGUUCUGCUACUCAAUGUGUAUGUGCUCAAAAAUCAACUUGUUCAUGUGGUAAACAACCAGCAUUAAAAUGUAAUUGUUCUAAAGCUUCAAUAGAAAAUAUUAUCCCAUUAUCAAAUGAUGCUUGUGCUUGUGGUAAAAGAAAUAAAUCAAAUUGUACUUGUGGUGUUAAUUCUAUUUGUGAUGGUAAUAGAGAUGGAGAAAUUGAUUUCACUAAUUUGAAGUAA
Molecule: messenger RNA, 231 nt
Organism: Candida dubliniensis CD36
Lineage: Eukaryota; Fungi; Ascomycota; Pichiomycetes; Serinales; Debaryomycetaceae
Gene: CRD2
Product: Crd2p
Exons: 1
Coding region: 1-231 (76 amino acids)
Source: RefSeq, a predicted model, not a curated record